This is a messenger RNA of Pelagomonas calceolata, 1220 nucleotides long. NCBI's taxonomy places the organism in Eukaryota, Pelagophyceae, Pelagomonadales, Pelagomonadaceae. The record is from the annotation of a GenBank genome assembly.
AGCCGCGUGGCUGAGCGAACGGGACAGACGCUGACGCCAUCGCCGCGACGCCUCGUCGUCGGCCCAGCGAGCAAUGCUGCGGUUCGCCCGCACAAGCUUGAGUGCCUGCCGGAGAGCAUGCUCUCCCGGGCGGACGUCAGCUACAGCCGCAGCAAUCACACUCACAACUCUGCCGAUCAUGCCAAGCUUACUGUCACUGCUACCGCAACGCCUCGAACGAGCGAUCUUGAGCACGAUCAAAGCUCACUCGCUGGGGCGAAGAGCCUACAACGCGCUGUGCUGGCAUCCGCACAGUUUCGGCCGCCGGCAAGCUCUCAGGCCGUGGUUGCGAUCGCUCGUCACGACGUCGUGCGUGCACGUGGCUGCCGACGGCCGCGCGACGGCGACGCCACGGGACGCGCUGCCGCCGAGACGUGGCGUGCGCAUCGUGGCGAUCAGCGACACGCAUAACUUGCACGGCGACCUGCGACAAGUGCCGGACGGCGACGUAUUAAUACACUGCGGCGACGGCCUGCGCCGCGGCGGCGACGAGGACGCCGUCCGGGCGCUGGGGCGCUGGCUCGCGUCGCAGCCCCACGCCGUCAAGGUCGUGACGGGCGGCAACCACGACGCGACGCUGGAACGGCUGUCGCGCGAACGCGUCGCCGAGCUGCUCGGCACUGGUGUGCAUUUUGCGGUGAACGAGGGCGUCAAGGUUGAAGGCAUACGCAUCUUCGUGUCGCCCUACUCGAACGCCAACAGCGCGCGGUCGCCAAAUAGGGCGUUCCAGGGCGACGACGUGCUCGAGGAACUCCGUGCGACGCUGCCGGCCUUCGCAAAGGACGGGCUCGACGUCUUCGUGAGCCACGGCCCGCCGGCCGGCAUACUGGACAAAGGUGCCGGCUCGGACGCUUUGGCGGAGCUCGUCCGCGACACAAAACCGCGCUACCACAUCUUCGGCCACCAGCACAACUGCUUCGGGACGAUCGUAAAGGGGCGCACGUGCUUCGUCAACGCGUCGUCGACCGACGGGCUCUUUGCGCUGUGCAAGCCGCCGCUCGUCGUCGACGUCGUCGCGGACGCGGCGGCGAUGGCGCCGAGCGAGAGCUUCUUCGACGUCGAUUAUAUGCGUGGGCGGCUCGCGCUUGUGAGUUAAGUUGUUUUCUUGUUAUCUGUAGAGUUGGCCAGCACAAAAGCGGCACAGAUGGGGGGGGAAACCAGGCAGCGAUGUUAUUGAGGGC